AUGAGCCAAAGCGGCACUCGGUUCUGGUUUAAGGUGAACUCCGUUUUCGAAGCAUUCCGUCCCGUUUAUAGGGCCAGCAAAAUGGUUGGAAUACUCGUCGAUACGAUCGACUUUCGGAAGCACGACAUCACCCGGACCGUGUGGGAUCAGAUUGCGCUCGUGGCCGGCGUUUUGCUCGAUCUUCAGGCCCUAAAACUGGCCGCUGGCCGAUCGCUUAGUAUUUCCGAUUCGAUCCUGCUGAACGUGGGCAUCUACAGCUCGGUCAAUUUGGGUUUCAUCAUUUCGUUAUGCAUUCCGCUCUGUAACCGCAUCUUUGCCCGGCGAAUGCACGGAAUGAUCAAAACGAUGGCGGAGGUAGACGGAAAGCUAGAAGAUCAUGGGUACCACCUCAAACACCAGUUGAACCACUUUCUCAGCUGUGCGUAUAUGGCCACACCGAUCCUGAUCAAUUUCCUACUGUUCGGUAGCACGCUUAUUGGUCAGCGAGUUUCCGAGGCUCAACGAACUAGUUUGUUAGAAAUUAUUAUUUUUAUUCGAUCUUCUUUGGUUUACACCAUCUUUGGGUCUUACUCGUGUCUCACAUUGACGUCCAUCUAUAUGCGCUGCAAAGGACUGAACGCGGUGGUGUGUUCUUUUCACAGCCAGAGGCUUUCAUCUCCGAUCGACACAAGGUCUCUGAUUGCCUCGGUACGAUGUUUUGGAGAGCUGCACGAAAAGCUCUGCGACAUCAUACUGAGCUUCAACUAUUGCUUCGGCCUCCAACUGCUCUGCAUGAUGGCGUCAGCGUUUGGGUUCACCCUGUUUUCGCUGUUUGGUCUCGUUCAUGAUUUGUCACGUUCUACGGGCGAUGAGAAUUACAUUGCUACGAUGUACAAUAUGGUUUAUGGUUGCAUUUACCUGUCGUUCAUCAUCCAGGUCGUGGUUAAUGGGAGUCUCGUAACGCACGAGUGCAAAAAAACGGCGGUGAUGAUACAUAAGACGAUUUGCUACAACCACCUCGAGCCGGCUGUCAUGAGGCAGAUAAAAUUCUUCUCCCUGCAGCUGUUCAACUCCGACCCACAAGUGUCCUGUUUGCUGUACAAUUUUCAGUGGUCUUUUCUCGUUUCCGUCCUUUCGUCACUCAUGAUGCACAUAGUGAUCCUGGUUCAGUUCGAUCUGGCCAACAUUGCCACCAAAGUGUGA
Anopheles bellator is the source of this 1182-nucleotide messenger RNA. RefSeq lists its product as uncharacterized. Lineage: Eukaryota; Metazoa; Arthropoda; Insecta; Diptera; Culicidae. Gene Ontology annotation, cellular component: dendrite; membrane; axon. The coding region runs from base 1 to 1182 and encodes 393 amino acids. The record is from RefSeq and is a predicted model, not a curated record. The transcript is spliced from 4 exons. Gene Ontology annotation, biological process: sensory perception of taste.